AUGAACUUCGCUGAUCCCGGCCCGCGCCGCACCGCUUCCUUCCUCCUGCUGCUGCUGCCGCUGCUGCUGGCCGCGCAGCCGGUCGCCACCGAUGGCUAUCUGCCGGCGUUGCCCGAGAUCGCGCGCGACCUGGGCUCGGCCAGCAGCAGCCUGACCGUGUUCAUGCUGGCCUUCGGUGUCGCCCAGCUGGUGUGCGGACCGCUGGCCGACCGCUUCGGGCGCCGGCCCGUUCUGCUGACGGGUUUGGCCUGCUACACGGCAGCGGCGGCAGGCUGUGCGCUGGCGGGCAGCGCGGACGCACUGGUGGCCUGGCGCGCCGUGCAGGGCGCGGCCAUGGCGGCCAUCCUGGUGUGCGCACGGGCUGCGGUGCGCGACCUGUAUCCGGCCCAUGAAGGGCCGCGCAUCAUGGCCCGCGGCCUGAUGGGCCUGGGGCUGGUGGCCCUGGUGGCGCCGAUUGCCGGUGCAUGGGGCGUCCAGGCCACCGGCUGGCGCUGGGUGCUGGGGGCGAUGGGCGUCUACUCGCUGGCUUUGCUGGCACUGUGCUGGCGCACUUUCAGCGAGACGCGGCAAGUGCCAGCGGAGUCUGCCCCGGUCCUCGCAUCCGUACCCGUAUCCGUAUCCGCUGGCGGUGUGCGCCAGGUGAUCGCCGACCCCGGCUUUUGCGCCUGGACGGCACUGGCCGCAACCACCUACGGCGGCAUCUUCUGCUUUUUUGCUGCUGUCGCCGAUGGUGUACGUCGACCUGUUCGGCCUGUCGCCCGUGCUCUACGGCUGGAUUCCAGCGGGCGGCUCGCUGGUCUACAUCCUCGGCAUCACAUGGUUGCCGGCGCCUGCUGUCGCGCCACGGGCCGUCUGCUGGGGCCGUGCAUCCAGAUCGCCGGCUGCGUGCUGGCGCCGGCCUCGCCCGUUCCAUUGUUGCUAGGGCACGCGGUGUAUGCGCUGGGCCAUGGCCUGCACCAGCCUUGCGGCCAGGCGGGCGCGGUGGGGGGCCUGCCGCCGCAGCUGGCCGGGCGGGCCGUGUCGUGUUCGGGCUUCGCGAUCAUGUGCGUGGCCUUCUGCACCGGCCAGCUGGCGGCGCAAUUUGUCGAUCCGACGAUGCGCCACGGUGCCUGGCCGAUGGUGCUGCCCAUGGCGCUGGCGGGCGUUGUGCUGGUCCUCAUCGCCUUUGUCUGGCUGCCGCGGCUGUACCGGGUGCAGUCAGCGCAAAGGGUUCAGCCCCGGUCAUGA
This is a messenger RNA of Ilex paraguariensis (yerba mate), 1227 nucleotides long. The record is from the annotation of a GenBank genome assembly. NCBI's taxonomy places the organism in Eukaryota, Viridiplantae, Streptophyta, Magnoliopsida, Aquifoliales, Aquifoliaceae.